AUACUUGCGCCUCAUUCCUAAAACAAUUACAAAACCUCGCACACGCGCACGUGCUCUCUCUCUCUCUUCCCAAUCAAAUCCAAUGGCGUUGGCGGGUGGCUCAGUCGGACACCCCAGCAGCUGCGGCAGCCGAACCGGCGUGCGAGUUGUGGUCGCCGGCGAUCAAGGCACCGGAAAGUCGAGCCUGAUCGCCGCAGCCGCCUCCGAAUCGUUCCCGGAAAACGUCCCUCCAGUCCUCCCUCCCACUCGCCUCCCCGCCGAUUUCUUCUCCGACCGAGUUCCCGUAACUCUCAUCGAUACCUCCUCCAGCUUGGAGAAUAGAAGUAAGCUCAAUGAAGAAUUGAAGCGAGCUGAUGCCGUUGUGUUAACAUACGCCUGUGAUCAACCACUGACGCUUAGUCGCCUGAGCUCUCACUGGCUCUAUGAACUUCGUCGCUUGGAGAUAAAGGUACCGAUUAUUGUUGUUGGAUGCAAACUAGAUUUGCGGGACGAGCACAACCAGAUGAGCCUGGAGCAGGUCAUGUCACCAAUCAUGCAAAAGUUCAGGGAGAUUGAGACUUGUAUAGAAUGUUCUGCAGCUACCCUGAUUCAGGUCCCUGAAGCUUUCUAUUAUGCUCAAAAAGCAGUACUACAUCCGACAAGCCCAUUGUUUGAUCAAGAAAACCAAUGUUUGAAAGACCGAUGUGCGAGGGCAUUAAGGAGGAUAUUCAUUCUUUGUGAUCAUGACAUGGAUGGUGCCCUGAAUGAUUCUGAGCUGAAUGAAUUUCAGGUUAAAUGUUUUAAUGCUCCACUGCAGCCUGCUGAAAUAGUGGGUGUUAAAAGGGUUGUUCAAGAAAAGAUACCAGCUGGAGUCAACGAUCUUGGUCUUACUCUUACAGGGUUCCUUUUUCUCCAUGCUCUUUUUAUUGAAAAAAGCCGUAUUGAGACAACUUGGGCUGUCUUGAGGAAAUUCGGAUACAACGAUGAUCUAAAACUCAUGGAUGAUUUUCUUCCAGUUCCAUCUAAGCAUGUGCCUGAUCAGAGUGUGGAGCUGACAAGUGAAGCUUUGGAGUUUUUGAAUGGGGUCUUCCGGCUGUUUGACUCUGAUAAUGAUGGAGCCCUACAGCCUACUGAGCUUGAUGAACUAUUUUGUACUGCACCAGAAAGUCCUUGGGGCGAGGCUCCUUAUAAGGAUGCUGCGGAGAGAACAGCUCGGGGUGAUACUUCUCUUAAUGCAUUUCUAUCUCAGUGGGCUCUUAUGACCGCAUUAGAUCCACGGCUUAGUUUGGCUAAUUUGGUAUACAUUGGAUACGGUGGAGAUCCUGCUUCUGCACUUCAUAUCACAAGGAGAAGAUCAGUAGAUUGUAAAAAGCAAAGAUCAGAGAGAAAUGUUCUUCAAUGCUUUGUUUUUGGUCCUAAAAGCGCUGGAAAAUCUUCUCUUUUGAAUUCGUUAUUAGGAAGGCCUUUCUCAAAAAUUAAUUCAACAGAUGGCGAGCGUUAUGCAGCAAAUGUUGUUGAUAAGCUUGGGGGAAGUAAGAAGACUCUUAUAUUGCGGGAGAUACCAGAAGAUGGAGUUAAAAAAUUCUUGUCUAAUAAGGAAUUUUUGGCUGCUUGUGAUGUAGCUGUCUUUGUCUAUGACAGUUCAGAUGAAAAAUCUUGGAAAAGAUCAAAAGAACUUCUACUGGAUGUUGCUAGGCAUGGAGAAGAUAUUGGUUAUGGAGUGCCUAGCCUCCUAAUUGCUGCUAAGGAUGAUCUGGAUCCCAAUCCAGUGGCAAUACAAGAUUCAGUAAAGGUUAGUCAGAGAAUAGGAAUAGUGCCACCUAUUCCUUGGAGCAUGAAAUCAAGUGAUUCAAGCGAAAUAUUUAGUAGAAUUAUAAAAGCAGCGGAACACCCGCAUUUGAGCAUUCCUGAAACUGAGACUGGAAGAAACCGCAAGCAGUACCGACAGCUUGUUAAUCAAUCUCUCAUUCUUGUCUCAAUUGGGGCUGCUGUUACUAUUGUCGGACUGGCAGCUUACCGCGCCUACGCUGCUAGUAGAAACACUUCGAGUUAGGCAUCAGGAGUGGUCCAUCAAAAAACUUCUGCCGUGCUACCGCCGUGAACUUUAAUAAAUGGUCGACUUUUUCUAGCCUUGCCCCAAUUUUUGGCAUACUAACCUUGUUGGUCAUUCUGAAACCAAGUUGUAUAUAGAAUCUUAGCAAUUUAUUCUCCAAGGCUUCCUAUCCUUUUCAACAUCUACAUUUUUCCUUCUGGUUCAACUCUCACUAGCCAUGUACGCUUCUUACUAUCAGCUUUCAAGAUCUCUUUCUGUGCUACGACUUACUGUGCUCAGUCAGUGAGGCUGAACGCCCAAUGAGAGAAAACUCAAAUCGGCUCAGGAUUCUCCUCUCACUCACUAUUUUUGCCCUUUUCAAAUUUGUGCGCGAGUACAUGCAAUUUUUCAAACUUGUUUCUGCAUGAAGGUCCCCAUUUUAGUAGUUCUCAUGCACUUUAUGUGGUGUAAGGAUUAAAUUAAAUGAAAAUUUUAUGGCCAUAAUGGGUUGAAUUCAUUUA
This is a messenger RNA of Alnus glutinosa, 2532 nucleotides long. Its product is annotated as mitochondrial Rho GTPase 2. Gene Ontology annotation, biological process: small GTPase-mediated signal transduction; mitochondrion organization. Gene Ontology annotation, cellular component: mitochondrial outer membrane. The transcript is spliced from 14 exons. The record is from RefSeq and is a predicted model, not a curated record. Lineage: Eukaryota; Viridiplantae; Streptophyta; Magnoliopsida; Fagales; Betulaceae. Bases 83 to 2032 code for a protein of 649 amino acids. Gene Ontology annotation, molecular function: calcium ion binding; GTP binding; GTPase activity.